CGUACAUAUGUUAUGCCCUGCGUCUCAGAAACCAAACCUCCAAAAGCCAAGUUGAGAGAGUGAGCAAAGCGAAGAUGGCGACCAAAGCCAUGGAUUUUUGGGUGAGAAAUCAUCCAUUAUCAACUGGCAUCGUAUCAACUGGCAUCGCUUCGAAAUCACCCAAAUUUAGGGUUUCAAACGUCAGGUGCUACUCUGCUUCUCCCUCCAUGGACGGUGCUGCCCUUGGUUUGGGGGAAAGACCUUGGAAGUUAGCAGAUGCCAGACUUGUCCUGGAAGAUGGUUCUAUUUGGAGGGCGAAAUCAUUUGGUGCUUCUGGAACCCAAGUUGGUGAAGUGGUUUUCAAUACAUCUUUAACGGGGUAUCAAGAGAUUCUUACAGACCCCAGUUAUGCUGGCCAGUUUGUCUUGAUGACAAACCCACAUAUUGGCAAUACCGGUGUUAAUUUUGAUGAUGAAGAAUCUAGACAGUGCUUCCUUGGUGGUUUGGUAAUCAGAAGUUUAAGUAUCAGUACUUCAAAUUGGAGAUGCACAAAAACACUUGGUGAUUAUUUAGCAGAAAGGAACAUUAUGGGGAUAUAUGAUGUUGAUACUCGUGCAAUUACCCGGCGAAUAAGACAAGAUGGAAGCCUUAUAGGUGUACUCAGCACAGAAGAAGCCAAAUCAGACGACGAACUUUUGGAAAUGUCUCGUACUUGGGACAUUGUUGGUGUGGACUUAAUAAGUGGUGUCUCCUGCAAAGCCCCUUAUGGCUGGAGUGAUAAAACAGAUCCAGAGUGGGAUUUUAAUUCUAAGGAGAGAGAUGGAGAGACUUUCCAUGUUAUUGCAUAUGAUUUCGGUAUCAAGUAUAAUAUACUGAGGCGUUUGGCAUCCUAUGGAUGUAAAAUCACUGUUGUCCCUUCAACAUGGCCAGCAUCAGAGACUCUAAAGAUGAAGCCGGAUGGAGUCAUAUUCAGCAAUGGCCCAGGAGAUCCAUCUGCUGUUCCUUACGCUGUUGAAACAGUCAAGAAUAUAAUUGGAAAGGUUCCUGUUUUUGGAAUUUGCAUGGGGCAUCAGUUGCUUGGUCAGGCAUUGGGUGGUAAAACCUUUAAAAUGAAAUUUGGUCACCAUGGAGGAAAUCAUCCGGUCCGUAACAUUAGGAAGAACACUGUUGAGAUCAGUGCUCAGAAUCACAACUAUGCUGUUGACCCUACAUCACUUCCCGAGGGUGUGGAAGUUACCCAUGUCAAUCUCAAUGAUGGAAGCUGUGCUGGUCUUGCGUUCCCUCAACUAAAGCUCAUGUCUCUUCAGUACCACCCUGAAGCAUCUCCAGGACCUCAUGAUUCGGAUCCUGCUUUUGGGGAAUUUAUAGGGCUUAUGAAGCAAGAAAAACAAAAAGCAAGCGGAAAAUCCGCACGAAUUUCGUACAUGGUUUGAUAUUGGCUUCGGUGGAAAUAGUUGGAAUGUGAUGAUGAUGAAGAAGGUGAUUAGGGGAGAGACUGGUACUGAAAAUCAAGCAACUUAUUCACACAAUGAGUUGCAGUGGUGGAAGUUAAUGCUCCUUGUGGUCAACAUUGGCUAGAGCAUGCAGAGAAAUUUUGUUAGUGUCUAUGAUAUUGUAGUUAUUUAAAAAAAGAAAAAAAGAAAAGAAAAUAGUAGUAGAAGCUGAAGAUUAUUACCCAGUGUUGUUUUUAUGAAUCCAGGGAUCUGGGAGGGUCAGGUUGGAUACAUACCUAACAUUUGCUUGUGGAAUAUUUUAUUAUUUAUGUCAUUUGCUACGAUUAACCA
Messenger RNA from Cornus florida, 1763 nucleotides. Its product is annotated as carbamoyl-phosphate synthase small chain, chloroplastic-like. The coding region runs from base 75 to 1412 and encodes 445 amino acids. Gene Ontology annotation, biological process: L-arginine biosynthetic process; 'de novo' pyrimidine nucleobase biosynthetic process; L-glutamine metabolic process. NCBI's taxonomy places the organism in Eukaryota, Viridiplantae, Streptophyta, Magnoliopsida, Cornales, Cornaceae. Gene Ontology annotation, molecular function: carbamoyl-phosphate synthase (glutamine-hydrolyzing) activity. The record is from RefSeq and is a predicted model, not a curated record. The transcript is spliced from 10 exons. Gene Ontology annotation, cellular component: cytoplasm; carbamoyl-phosphate synthase complex.